AUGACCUGCAUCAUCCGUCAUUCAAUGAUCCUCUUGACUGCGACUAUUGCCCUGAUCUUGCUUAAUGUCCACUUCUGUAGCUGCUGUAAGUCGACAAUUUCUGACAAUUUCCUCCCUAUUUUCAGCUGGAUUCGUGCUAGCUGUUAAGCGACAUACCAACAUCGACCUUGCUUACGAGGUGCCAGCAUCCUCCCGGGUAUGUAAAAUGUCGAAAUUUGCUUUAUUAGAAACUGUAAAUUCGAAAUAUUCAUGUGGUUUUCUCCUUACAGUUCAAUUCUUCGGCAUCAGGAUUUGUGCAUGGAACGGCAAGGCAUCCCUGCGAUCCUUCGAUUAAAUGUGUAGAAUUCUAUCCAAGUGAGUUGUUGAGCCUUUUACAUUUUGUCCCUUUAAAUUCGCAAACACAAACUGACACAUCCACGACACAAAUGCAAUUAAAUGCGGUCGCUUUCUGAUCGAUGCUCAGAUCACUUAUGGUACUCUACAAAUAGUGCUUUCUAAUAUAAGAUAUAGGUAAUUGGUGAAAUGUUUUUUUCUGAAAAAGGAAGAAGAAGUUUUCUGAUCAAUGACGGAACAUACGGAAACUACUCUGCGGUUAUUCUAACACCCGAAAAUCCUGAAAAGGCAAAAAUUGCGAUCGUCGUAGUGAACGCAAGGGACUUCUUCCCAGGUAUAUAGUCCAAAUUUUAAAAUAAUUCGUGAAAUGUGAAGCUCGUUAAUAAAACCAAACAACAGGGACAUCUAAACCAAACAUAUGUCAUUUCCAUUUCACAAAUCACAUUUCUCUUUUCUUGUCAGAGAUCCGCGGUGUCCAUUACAUAAAACCCAUUGUCGCACAACCGGGCUAUGCGAGACCAGUUGCUGUUGUCAUGGAUGAAAAUAUAAAGGUACCAAAAGACCACCUUCAUUUCAAUUAUGCUGAAAUAUUUUUGAGAUUUACAUUUCACUUAGUUAUUCAUCUGUCAAGGUCAAGAUUGAAGCGCAAAAUGUUAAAUGAACCAAUGAUCUUUUUUCAAGGAGAUUAGGCUGCUGGGAAAUAUUAGCAGAUAUAGGUCGUCUUCAAGCACGAAGGGGCUGAAAAUAAUUAUUCCCUAUGGUAAGUUGCGCUCUACGUUGCAAUGCUUAAGAUCCGACGGAGAUGAUUAAUUUCACUUUCUAUUUAAGAACCAGUCGACGGUAAGAACUAUAAAAUCAUGCGAGUAACAGGACGUGCGGAGACAGAGAACCUAGCCUUUUCUCUGAAAGAUGACGCUGGGAACAAAAAAACCUACCACUUUCUGGUCUCCGAGGGCGCACCCAUCUUGAUGUAUCCCACACAUUUUCUCAAAUGGCCCAACAUGUACAAAACAUCAGGCUCAUUGCAAAACUUCAAAUGCAGCCUGUUUCUUACAAUAUUUCUGAUUAUGGCUGUGCUCUUAAACAACCACUAA
This is a messenger RNA of Spirometra erinaceieuropaei, 1427 nucleotides long. The record is from the annotation of a GenBank genome assembly. NCBI's taxonomy places the organism in Eukaryota, Metazoa, Platyhelminthes, Cestoda, Diphyllobothriidea, Diphyllobothriidae.